Messenger RNA from Chara braunii, 2279 nucleotides. The record is from the annotation of a GenBank genome assembly. Lineage: Eukaryota; Viridiplantae; Streptophyta; Charophyceae; Charales; Characeae.
AGCAACCGCAGGCAAUGUCCAUGAAAUUCUAUUUUGGGAUAGGUUUGGUUGUGGCACAAACGAGUUUGAAAAGGGCAGCAAAAUCACAUGCGGGCAACAAACUCGCGCACCGAGUUGGAAACGGCGACAAAAUCAUAUUCACCUGCGUGUCGACCUUGAAAAAACUGUGACAAACUCGCUCGCUGAGCUCGACAAGGGCAACGAAAUCACACGCAGACCACAUCCAUUUUUUACCGACAUCGCCCUUUUCAAACUCCACACCCGAUUUUGUUGCGCCGCAAACAUUUUUGUUUUUUUUGCCCUUUCAAAACUGCAAGUGCGACACCGCCGGACUUGUUUCUUCUAUGUUGUUUCCUUCCUAUGGAAACAAGUUUACAAUGAUCGUUUGUGUACAGAUGAUGCCCAGAGCUCUCGCAGUUCUGAGAUGCAGAGUUAUUAUUUACCAUGGCAAUACCAUGGCAAGUUUGGAAUUUUUGGCAGUAGUUCGUCUUGGCAGCGUUUGGAGCCGGGUGCCCUCUGGAGCGCGGCAUUACGGUUGCAGGAUUUAGAUCAGUUUUUUAACUGAAGCUCGGUGCGGCUGGGAUGCUUUAGUGGAGUGGGAGCAUAACAGGACGAGGCCAGUUGAAACAGCGGCUGGGAUGUUCGCCUGCGGUGUGAUGGAUGUGAUGUGAAGGCGGUUGUUUUACGGCGAUGCCUUCCAGCUGGUAGUGUGGUGUAUGGUCUGCAGAUGAUCCACGGUCAAGAGAGAAGCAAUGAUGAAAUGGUGCUGUGGAGAAGGACGAUGCAGCGGGUCAACUGACAGGGUGUGCCUUCCUGCUGGUAGUGUGGGAUCUAUGGUCUGCAAACGAUUCAGCGGUCGGAAGAGAAGGGAUCGUGAAAAUGUGAUUGUGCGAUCUUCAUUCGCUUUCAUUGACAAAGGUUGGUUGGCAGCGAGAAUGCUGCCUGACACAUGUGUGCAAGGUGAUAUUAUUUCGUGUGAGGACGGAAUGCAGUUGAGGGUGCGAAGUCGCAGCGUUCUUUGGUUACCAGCUGUUGACGAAUGCGAUGACGUGUGGAACAUUGUCAAGUGAUCGGCCUUGCCAAAUUCUCGUGCAACUGGUCAUUGAUCUGGAGGUGGGAUGGCUUCCUUCUCAGUCAAUGCUGGUUCAUCCAGCCCUUCAGAGGUGGAAUGGGUGUGAUGAAUGUUAAGAAGGUGGAUGCUUUAUGGGUGCGCUGUCCUGCGAAUGUUAUACUGAUUCAUCGAUCAGUUGGGAGACGAAAUGGGUGUGUGACGGAUGUGCAGGUCGUACGGAUGGAACAUCGUCAAGUGAUCGGCCACACCAAACUCUCUGGCAACCGGUCAUUGACAGAUGUGCAGGUCGUAUGGAUGGAACAUCGUCAAGUGAUCGGCCACGCCAAACUCUCUGGCAACCGGUCAUUGAUCUGGAGGUGGGAUGGCUUCCUUCUCAGUGAAUGCUGGUUCAUCCAGCCCUUCAUAGGUGGAAUGGGUGUGAUGAAGGUUAACAAGGUGGAUGUUUUACGGGUGCCCUGUCCUGCGAAUGUUAUACUGAUUCAUCGAUCAGUCGGGAGACGAAAUGGGUGUGACGGAUGUGCAGGUCUUACGGCUACGAUUUCCUGCUUAUGUGGUGGGGGCGGAUGUGUCUGCUCAGCGGUCGGGUGGGGGGCGAUCUGGAGAAGGAACGGUGAAAUGGUGACAUUGUGCGCUCAUCAUUCUCUCUUGCUGACAGAGGAGAGAGCAGAUAGCAUCAGACGUGCAGUAGUUUGAUUAGGGCUUGUUGGAGUGGCCUGCAUAUGUUUCUGCUGCACUAGAACCUGAGUAGGCAGUCCUCACUUGUAUUUAUGCACUAGAAGAGGGCCUAGUGUAAAGUGUUGUGGAAGUGUUUUUCUUUAUUUCCCCUCUGCCUUUGCACUCGUAAAUGAGACUUUACGUGCGUGCUUUAGAUUUUAGGGGUAGGGGUUCUGCAGAGGGGUUGUAAUUUGUAACUUCAGUUUCCAAUGUCUUCUUUUUAAGCUGCUUGUAAAUUUCUGUAAGAUAGGCGUAAAUUUCUGGACACAAUUCUUUUCUUAUUCUUCAGAAUAUCGGUUGUGCCUGGUCAUUAUUCUGCGAAAUUUUGUGCCAUAGGUCCUUUCUACUUAGCUUUUAGCCCUUUGGACAGCUGCUAUUGCAAGGACCACCUUCACCUCAUCUCCUCCUUUUUUUUGUUUUGUUUUUUUUGAACUCCCUCUCCUUUGAACUCCAUUUACACAGGCUGGACGCAUAUGCUUGACAAUAUUUGGAG